UGAUAUCACCCCUACAUGAAGAGAGGAAUUGCGUGCGAAUUCUCAUCGUCCCGGCCAUGCCUUUUCUUUCUCUAGUCAGCCGGCCUCACGCUUUGUUGUCGCACAAUUCCGAACGGGACAAAGGGUUUGAGUUUCACCUGCAGCAUAUGGAAAGUCUGACGCAGGGCGCGCACAUGAACUGUCCAUCGGUUCCGUCUCACAACUACUGUACCUGCACUCCGGAUCUGUCUUCUCCCUGCAGCAGCGACUUCCACAAUAGGAAGGGCAAAUGGUUUGCAUCUAGGUCUCUGGGCAUAUUUACAUCAGGAGAGCGCAGCGAGGUUCUAGACGCGCGGCAGGAACGCGUGCGUGGGCUAGAAGGAUCGACCAAUAGUGACCACCACACAGCCAUGGCCGUCCCGCUUCAAUGCUGCUGCGUAAGCAGGAGGGUGAAGGAGAAGGAGGAGAAAUCUCCGAGAGUCUCGGUGACAUUUUCUCAUCAUCGAACCGUAUGCUUGAAAGAGGUGUCGGGAGGGAGAGGAUGCCGAUGCAUGUGGUCCCGUUCUCUCUUUCUGCAGUACAUGUGCGCACAGAUCCAGAUCCAGUCCAGUGCAGCAGGACUGUAGUAUGCACUCCGCACACCGGACGAAAAGUUGUUUCGCUCUGGUGCACGCCCUGACCACCUGCAUGUCGUAUUGAGCGAAUGAAUGGAGGAAUACGCGUUCGUCGUUCACAGCCCGCCGUCUAGACUGCUGCUGCUGCUGGUGAUGAUGGACGAGGAUGGUGAUGAUGGCGCCCAACAAGCCGAGCCGACCAAGAAGCAAAGCUCCUCCGAAGUGCCGCCCGCCUUGCCGUCCACACCCUGCAUGCUAUGUUGUACAUGCCAUCAUUGUUGUUCCCGGUCGUAUACGAUUUACAGUGCAAUAC
Messenger RNA from Dissoconium aciculare CBS 342.82, 906 nucleotides. RefSeq lists its product as uncharacterized. Bases 57 to 605 code for a protein of 182 amino acids. Lineage: Eukaryota; Fungi; Ascomycota; Dothideomycetes; Mycosphaerellales; Dissoconiaceae. The record is from RefSeq and is a predicted model, not a curated record. The transcript has a single exon.